CAGUAUAUACUAGAGGUUGGCGGCCCAACCGCCUGGGCUCCUCUCCCGCAACCAAAAUAGACACGCAGUCGCGCCCGCCGCCGCCGCCGCCGCCCCUUUCUCUUCUUCUCCCUCCCCUAGCUCGAAUCCCCCGCUCGCCAGGAGGAAUCGCCGCCGCCUCCGAUGACGCGCCAAAGCCGGGAACGGCGCGCGGUCGCCUGCGAGGGAGGCCAGGCGGCAGCGCGCGCCGCCGCCUCGCCCCCGCACUACGACGCGGACGAGGAGCGCCGCUUCGAGGAGGUGGUCUACCUCCACUCCCUCUGCCGCAGCGGCCCGUCCGCCCCCGCCGGGGAUCCCGCGCCACCCGCCGGAGUCUCCCGCGCCACCCGCGCCCGCGCCGACCAGCGGAAGCGACGCAGGAUCGAGCGCGCCGCCGAGGCCGAAUACGGCGGCCCCGACUGGUCCCUCGCGCCCGCCCCCACGGCCCCCUCCUCCUGGCCCAACUCCACUCCCGUCUCCCCCGCGCCCAGGCCGCAGCAGCAGCCUUCCACCGCCUCUCUCGCGCAGCGGGACGCCCUCCGCGCCGCCGAGGAGUUCUUCUCCAGGCGCGGCGCCUCGGGCGAGGACUGCAACGAGGUUGAGGGGCCCGAGUCGGAAGACAGCUGGGACGAGGUGGCGGGGUUCUUCCUCGGGCUCUUCGAGCGGGACGCCGCGCUGCGGGGCUACUACGAGCGGAGCCACAGGGAGGGGGAGUUCGUGUGCAUGGCGUGCGUGGGGAGGAAUGUGAAGAAGGGCCGGGCCAGGCGGUUCCGGGACUGCAUCAGCCUCGUGCGGCACGCACACGCCGCCACACGCGUCGGGAGGCCGCAGGCGCACCGCGCGCUCGCCGCCGCAGUCUGCCGCGUCCUCGGCUGGGACGUCAAGCGGCUGCCAGGCAUCGUCAUCGACCCCCGCCGCAGGCUGGGCCAGGCGCUCCUUGCCAGGGAGGGCGCAAGCGCCGCUGCGGCCGCCGCCACUCACGAGGCAAAGGACAAUGCUGAUGCUGGGCAGAAUGGUCACAAGGAUGCAGCGAAGGAGGAUGUUGGUUUGGAGAAGAUGGGCUCCUUGAAUGAUGACAGGAAGGAGGAUGUUGAUAAAGGGAAGAUCUGCCCUCCAAGUAAUAACAAUGAUGGAGAGGUUCAUGAGCAAGGGAAUAGUAGAGGAAUUGCUGAAAAGGAAGGUGAUAUUGGCAAUAAACAGGAGCAUGGUAAGAGUGCAGAUGAUAUGGGGGGCACUUGUAAUGUCAGACUAGAAAACAAUUCAUCAAAGAUGGAAGAAGCUGCUACAGAGAAUAAGGAGGAGCAUACUGAAGGUGUUGUUGACUUCGGAGAUGAUAUUGGUAACUUGGGAAGGAAUUUAAUGGACUCAUCAAAGAUGUACUCGUGCAAUCAUGACAUCUGGACAUCGCGAAAGGAGAUUCUAGAUUGACAAGCCACUCACUGAACGUGUUAUCCUCCACCUGCCCAUCCUACCCUCGCCAGUUUACAGCCCUCUCAUCUAACCAAAAACCUUAACCCAUGACUGGGCAGGGCCAACGAUGAACGACUGUAAUGCCACAGCAAUAACGAUGGACCAUUUCUGCCUGAUCAGGCCACCCUGACCCUCUCACAGCCUGACCCGGUCACAUGACUCAUGCCACCGAUGGGGCCAUCAUCAUGUGUAGUUGGGUACUCCCACUGACUUCACAGCUUGCACAAUGUUGUCAGAUCUGCUGCAUCUGCAUUUCAAGGAUUACACGCAAUCUCACCAUUCAUUUUGGCAUUACCAGACCUCAUGUAAUUUUUUGUUAUGCAUUUUUGGGAUAUUAUAUGGCCGAGACACUGUUUAGGUAAUGGAAGCAAACACUCUUCCGGCCUCCUUCAUCAAAAGAUACACAUGUUUGGUGCAUUAUCUUAUAUUAUUCUGUUUUUGUUUUUUGUACUGGUUUGUAAUACUCCCGCUGUCCCAAAAUAAGUGUCCCAACUUUGUACUAACUUCAGUACAAAGUUGUACUAGAGUUGAGACACUUAUUUUCGGACGGAGGGAGUAGUAUAUUUUGUUGAAAAAGUAGCAUGUCAAGCAAUAUAUUUGUGGGUUACAUUGGCGUACAUAGAUAUCUUUCCUAAUGCAUUUUUGUGCUAGGCAAACAUAUUUGUCAUACAUUUUUUUAUCCAUUCAAAUUAUAAAAUUGGAUGUUGGGAAGUGAGUCUCAGCCAAAUUUGUGGAGAGUUGACGUGAAGACAUACUAAGUGUCAUGAUAUUUGAUGUCCACCAGUCCUGAUUUGGAUUCUCGACCACACGUUCUUAUCGAACUAUCCAGAUAUCUUUUUUUUAGCAUGAUAUCCAGAUCUCAUUAGUGCUGGAGUACACCAAAAAUGGUAAUUGGACAACAAUAUACUCCUUACACUUGCAUUUCAAAACUCAAUUUUGACCAUUAAUUGACUAACCAGACAUGGGUUAUGUUCCACAAAAAUUGUUUUAUCAGAUUCGUGUUUGAACAAAGUUUCCAAUGGUAUAAUCUUUAUGACAUACGGAGUAUAAGACAUUGUUUCUGAAGCACAGUUAAAUCAUGCAAAACAAGGACACCAUGUAAAAGGUGACAGAGGGAGUAUGCCUUUUCAUUACAUGCAUUUGGCCCAAAAUCAAUUGAAAUGUGCGCUGUGAUGAUAAAAUAUUGUGAUGGUGUGGAUUUUCUGGCCCAAAUGAAGAUUAGGUAAAACAAUACUCCCUAGAUAUAUCCGUAUCUGACAAAUCUAAGACAAGUAAUUCAGGACGGAGGUAAUAGAAAGGUAGACUUAAAAGGUUCUGAAGAGAAACUGCUCGGCAUGACCAGCUAGCUAUCUUACGAACCAAAAAUAGAAGUUUCUGAAGAGAAGUCCUGGAUGUAUAUAAUCGGAUGAAGUAUGUAUGAAACUCCAGAAUUUGAAGGAGCAAAUAUCACCCCACAACGUACAUGCAGUAAUCUAUUUGACUUCUUUUGGAACUGGGGAGUGUUUGUGUGUGUGGAGUAUGCAGAUGUGAACCGAGAUCAUCCGAACAUUCUCCUAGCUGGCUGUUGUGACCCACAUACUUCCUGAUGACAUCACUAUUUGGCUACUUGCUGAUGCU
This is a messenger RNA of Triticum aestivum (bread wheat), 3105 nucleotides long. RefSeq lists its product as uncharacterized. NCBI's taxonomy places the organism in Eukaryota, Viridiplantae, Streptophyta, Magnoliopsida, Poales, Poaceae. The record is from RefSeq and is a predicted model, not a curated record. Bases 163 to 1446 code for a protein of 427 amino acids. The transcript is spliced from 7 exons.